Messenger RNA from Somion occarium, 1203 nucleotides. The record is from the annotation of a GenBank genome assembly. NCBI's taxonomy places the organism in Eukaryota, Fungi, Basidiomycota, Agaricomycetes, Polyporales, Cerrenaceae.
GCUUUAGCCUUGGCUUCAACCUUGACCUCCUUGUGCUUGUCUCUCAUCUCCCCACAUCUCUACGAACUACCAGGACUCUCUUCGACUAUUCAACAUGGAUGAUAUCAUGAUAGAGGACGAGAAGAAGCCAUUCGACGCAGAGACUGCGCAAAACGAGGAAGAGACUCAACCAGAUCCAGAAGAGCAGCUCAUUAUGGAUCAAGGGAAUGGACGGGUGUGGCUUGUCAAGAUUCCUCGGUACCUCAUGGAACGCUGGUCACGCAUUGACCAAGAAGGUGUCCACCUUGCCACAAUCCGUGUCUAUCACCAUGCAAAGAGUGUAACUGGCAAGAAGCCUCGAAUUAUCAUGAGACUACCCCCGAAUCCCGAGACUCCAGACAUUGAUGGCGACGAGUACGAGCUGGAUAUGGUCAACGAUGCCGUGGAGAACCAGAUUGUCAUCGCAGAACGUGAGAAGGAGCCUGGGAUGAAUAAUCGUGCACGGACUACUAUCUUGACCGGACGGGUUAAGCAUGAGUGCAAUCUAAGACCUUCCUUGACGGAAGGAUACCGUCGAAGAAUGAAGGAGAGGACGAAAGCCGCCAAUACACAUACAAGGACGAUCAAGCGGAUCGAAGACGAGCAUCCUGGUGGCAGAGGUGGCAUCAAUAUGCUUACGAGUGGUAUCUCGAACACUAAGGGCUUCGUCGAUCUUGUCAGAACGAAGCCGAAACCUGUCAAAGGCCAAUUCGAGCGCAUGGCCCGUAUGCCUCGCGACCAACUCUUCGAUGCGCUGUUCAAUGCAUUCCGCGAAAAGGAGCAUUGGUCUAUCAAGGCUCUGCGAGAGAAAUUGCAACAACCCGAAGCUUAUCUCAAAGAGGCUCUCAGUGACAUUGCAACCCUUCAUCGUUCUGGAGAGUAUAACGGCACUUGGGAGCUUACGGAGAACUAUAAGCGCGAUGUGGUUAAAGGAGAGCAUGUUGUCGCACCACCUCCACCUCCUGGCGGAUACCCUGGAGAAGUCAAAAUGGAAGGAGAAUAUGAGGAGGACGAAGAGGAGGAUGAGGAUGAGGAUAUGGAGGAGGUCUCAUGAUCAGCACGAGUGCGCCCUGGUUUCUCUUAAGUUAUUCGCUUUCCGUUCUCGCGUAGAUUAGUAUCAUCAUAGUCGUCAUUCUCGCCACAUUUGUAUUCAUACUCAUCGUUCAAAUCCCACGGCCGUUUCCC